AUGGCGGACAAAUUUGCCAAGGAAAAUGCACGGAAUCAACAGUGGACUCAGGAAGAAAGAGGCACUCUAAGGACUUAUGUAACUAAGAACUGUGGAGUGCCUCUUUCUAACUCUGAGGAGUUCUGGCAGAACUGUGCCACACACCUCUCUGAAGUGCAUGGUUGGAGUUCAACAUAUACCAUACAACAAGCAGACCAUAGCAUUAGCCUUCAAGACAGAGCAGAUCUUUUAAGCGCAGUUACUCAUGGUAAUGCCAAUGACAUUGCAGCGAAAGUUAUGGCAAUCAAACAAACGCGAAAGGAAGUAGAAAAAAUCGUCAAAGAUGGUAUCAAUUCAGACGCUGCCUUAAUUACAAAUAAUAAGUCUGUUUUGUAUAACAAGUCUUUUGAAGAUUUGCAGUCGUUUCAGUGGGCUGAUGUUGUUGGUGAAAUGGUUGUUUGCCAGCCUACUUUAGCAAAUAUAUUGCUUACUGUUAUGUCAAGAAAUAAGGUGACGACAGACAGUCUCUCAGAAAACUUGGUGCCAAAACUUGGACUGAUCUACAGCAUAUUAAUGCAGGAACGGUACCAUAAGCUGAGUUUGGUUCAGAGAGUUCUGGCUAUUGUGCUGAAAGAUGAACAGACUCAUGAAAAGGUAUUUGAUCGAUUGGAACCCAUCGGCAUAACAAGCUCCUACUCCACAUUACUGAGGGUCAUAGAGGAAGUUGGUGAUAGCUGUUAUGAAAACAUUCUUAACGAACUAAAGAAUGGAAAAAAGUACCGUCUCAUAGGUGACAAUGUGAAUUUUCGUGUUGGAAAAAAGUUUCAACGUAGCAAUGAAAAGCAAAGUCAACAGUACCACUGGUUUGCAUCGUGUGCUAUUAUUCAAAAUUGUGAAUUUUCUCAAUACUCUGAUGUCCCUCAAGGACCAGUUAGAGGUCUUGAUCUGACACAUAUAUUACCAUCUGAAUCUGAUAUUGCUGCUCUGAAGACUAAUUAUACCUGUCACAUUGCCAAAGUAGCUAAAGAACUUAUUCCAGCAUUGUCCUUUCUUGCUACAACUGAUAUUAGGCCUGAAUACCCAGACAUUAUUCAAAAGAAAAAUGGAUCCAUUCUCCUUCCUGUACAACCUUUAAAUGAGCAAUGCUACAGCGAUGUAGUCAAAAUUUUGGACUCUUAUCAGGAAUUUGUUACAGAAAUAAAUGAAAAAUCAGAAACAAGUUUCGACUUUAUCCAAAUUGGUGGUGAUCAGUUAACACGGGAAAGAUUUUCAGGUGCAAAAACUCUUAGAGGUGGUGCAUACACAGCCAAGGAAAGAUUUGAGAAUCUAUAUCCCAUCAGUUUUGAACUAUUCCAUACAUCAAUGAACUUUCUUGAAUUGAUGUUUAAAGUACUUUUUAAGAAGAAAACAUUUGAUAAAGGGACAUUAAAUGGAGAAAAAGUCAAGUUAAACAGAUCCUCUGUACAUGAAGAUGUAAAAAAUCAUUAUGAUGAUGACAAGGACUUUGUUGUGAGUUUUGUAAAAUCCUACAUAGCUGCCGCUCUAAUGGAGUUUUUUGGCAUUAAAGACAGGGCUUCAACUUUGACCAAAAAUAAACCUCCAUCCGACCCGUCAGAACUGAAAAAAUGGCAGGAAGAAGUCCUUGAAACUUUCCUUAAUGAAUAUAUAUUCAAGAGAGAUCAGCAAAUUACCUGCACACACAAAACUUUAAAUUUGAUGUUACCAGAUGGGACACAGAUUCAGAUUCACAUCCCAUUAUCAAAUCCCCAUAAUCCAAGUACUACAAAUCAAGAUACAAAAGAUGAUGUAUAUAAGUAUGGAGUGUUAGUGAUGGAAUUGGGAUUAAUGUUCCUAGAAUUUCAGGAUGUUUGCAAAUCCCCAGAUAGAGCUAGACUGAUGACUGUUAUGAAAUGUAUGAUGAUGAUGUUUAAAACGGUGAACAAUAACUCAAAAUAUGCUUUGGAAAUUUUGCGUUUCCUUUGCUUUCACCAGGCAUCAUAUAGCCUUCAGACUUCAUAUCAGUCAAUUCAUGGUCUGUUUGUGAAUACACAGGGGAAACUAGACUCAUCUAUCCCUGCAGAUCUGCAUAUGGAACACAUGGUAAAAAAGACCAAAAGUAUGCUUAAAAGCCUAGGAUCAAACAAAACACCUGAAAUUAUUGUUAAAAGAUCAAAAGCGUUAGCUGGAAUGGAUGCCAUCUCUCAUCAUUAUGACACAGACACUAAUGUAAUUUUGAGAUCUCAUCACCACAAAUUGAAAAAUGCAAAUGACGAUGAAAUAAAAAUGAUACAAGAUAUAAUGGAAGUCAAUCCAUUUGUCUAUACACCAGGAAGGAGUUUUGAAUUUUUCAAAGGACUAACUAGUCCUCUUCUGUUCUCUAUCAAUGACAAUAAAUACAAGGCCUGGGUGGAACAUCAUAAAAGUAUACUGGACUAUGACUCUGGAAAGUAGGCUGCAUGAAACAUGCUUCUCUGCUAGAUCAGAGUUAUUGAAAUAUAACUUGGCUUCUGCUGCCUGGCCAUCUCUUCCAGCUCGUCCAACCUCUUGUACAUAGACUGUUCAAAAAUAGAGUGAACAUGGUGAAG
Messenger RNA from Magallana angulata, 2564 nucleotides. RefSeq lists its product as uncharacterized. The record is from RefSeq and is a predicted model, not a curated record. Lineage: Eukaryota; Metazoa; Mollusca; Bivalvia; Ostreida; Ostreidae. The transcript is spliced from 5 exons. Bases 1 to 2430 code for a protein of 809 amino acids.